Molecule: messenger RNA, 594 nt
Organism: Phaethon lepturus (White-tailed tropicbird)
Lineage: Eukaryota; Metazoa; Chordata; Aves; Phaethontiformes; Phaethontidae
Product: cryptic protein-like
Exons: 6
Coding region: 1-594 (197 amino acids)
Source: RefSeq, a predicted model, not a curated record
AUGUACUGGGGAAAUUAUGUUAGAAUUCUUUUCACUGUGACUCUGGUCUGGCAGGCGGUUCAUUUAGGAAAAGGUCAUGAAAAAGAAGAACGUGAAGAAGAUGUGAAAAGUCUCAAUGCCACAGCACAAAAGCAGCAGCCCAAGAACGAAGGGACUAUUAUAAAUGCUUUCAGUGACAUGAAUCGGAGUUAUGAAAGCAGAAAGCAACAGAAUUCCAGGGCAUUGGUACCUUUCACUGGGAUUACAGAGAGUAAAAAACUGAACAGACACUGCUGCCAAAACGGGGGGACCUGUAUCCUAGGGGCUUUCUGUGCUUGCCUAAAGCAUUUCACGGGCAGAUACUGUGAGCAUGAUGAGCGCAACUGCGGCAGCAUUGCCCAUGGCGCCUGGGUGCUGAAGGGCUGUUGGCUGUGUCGGUGCGGCUACGGUACUCUGAACUGUCUCUCAGAAAUAAUGCACGAUAACUGUGAACAGAAAUCAGAAAAGGAGGAAAUUACCAGACUAUAUUCUAAUGGCCUAAGAUUACAGCAAACAGUGUUUGCACUCACUUGCCUGCUCACUGUCCUCCUGGAGCUCUGUUGCUGGCAGUUGUGA